AUGAACACAAGAAAUCCAGAAAACCUUGACCGCGAAGACUUAGAUCUAACAAUCAACCUUAAGAGAUCAGAUCUAAUCAGAUCCCUUCUCGGUAACAACUCCGCGAUCAAAUCCAGGAAAGUAAAUUGCACAAGAGAUUUUUACCCAGUGUUCGUUUCCUACUCACUGGGGGAAGGAUUCGCGCCUUCCUACGCAAUCCACUAUACAACAGAAAGAGUUCCGGCGAUUACAGAGAUUCCGAUGUACCGGAAACCUCGAGAUCAAGCUUACAAGUAG
Messenger RNA from Microthlaspi erraticum, 276 nucleotides. Lineage: Eukaryota; Viridiplantae; Streptophyta; Magnoliopsida; Brassicales; Brassicaceae. The record is from the annotation of a GenBank genome assembly.